This is a messenger RNA of Rhagoletis pomonella (apple maggot), 558 nucleotides long. Its product is annotated as phosrestin-2-like. NCBI's taxonomy places the organism in Eukaryota, Metazoa, Arthropoda, Insecta, Diptera, Tephritidae. Gene Ontology annotation, molecular function: G protein-coupled receptor binding. Gene Ontology annotation, biological process: signal transduction; G protein-coupled receptor internalization. The record is from RefSeq and is a predicted model, not a curated record. Gene Ontology annotation, cellular component: cytoplasm.
AGCCGAACCGCAAAGUCCAGGAAGCCGAGGCGGAAAUUGAAGCUUAACUAAAGUUGUAACUUGAAGAACAAGUUUUUGGUGAUGUUGCUAAUUAUAUACAAAAAUUAACCUCAAAUGGAUCUAUACAAUUAUAAAAUGGAUUACUUAUUUACACACAUCUAUUUAUCAAAAUACAUACCCAAAAAGCGUAUGUAUUCGCUUUGUGAAGAAGAGAGGAAACUUGAGGCUUGUUAUUUUUUAUUAUCUGUUGUUAUCCUUGUUAGCUGUGCUUAAUAUUAAAAAUGAGUUCUUAAGCCUUAACUUACAAUCCAAAGUAUACAAUAUAAUGAAAAUAAAUAAACCUACAUAAAUGUAUCAUACCAAACCGAAUAAAAAUCUAUAUCUAAUCAACUGUAUUUAAUAUAUAAAUAACUUAAGUAUGGCUAUUUAUGAACCUCUUUGUGUAUUUACAAAAUCUGUGUAAUGUUUGUAGAAGGCAUGUUGUGAAUGCUAAAAUUUGCGUGUAUGUAUAUGUACAAAACAUGAAUUUGCAAUAAAAAAAGAAACUUAAAUAACUUA